UCUUCCCCUUUUUUCACUUGGGAUUGCCUUCCAUCGCCCCAUGAUAGUGCCCAAAAACCUCAUGCCUAUAACAAUGCUGUCGUACGUAGGCUGCAGCUUGCUGAUCCUCUCCGCGUCUCUCGCCGGUGCCUCCCUGGCCGAGAUCGUGUUCCGCUGCCCGGGCUGCACCGCGGAGCGCCAGGCGCUGUGCCCAAAGCUCACCGAGGCUUGCGCGGAGAUAGUGCGCGAACCGGGCUGCGGGUGCUGCCCCGUGUGCGCCCGGCAAGAGGGCGAGAUGUGCGGCGUGUACACCCCGAGGUGUUCCACCGGUCUGCGAUGCUACCCGACGCCCGACUCGGAGCUUCCCUUGGAGCAACUGGUGCAGGGCCAGGGGCAGUGCCGGCGCAAAGUGGACACCGAGACGACCACUUACGUCCAGGAGCACCGGGAGCAAACAAGCGGUGAGGCUGUGGAGCCGCUGCCUGAGCAGGGUGUGAGUGAGGUCCCAGCCAUCCGGAAGCCAAGUAAAGACACCUCCUGGAUGGGACCCAAGGAGAGCGCCGUACGCCAGCACAGGCAGGAGAUGAAGACCAAGAUGAAGACCAACAAGGUGGAAGAGGUGAAACCUACUCGGCCCAAGCAGACUCAGUGUCAGCAGGAGCUCGACCAGGUCCUGGAGCGGAUAUCCAAGAUGCCCUUCAGAGAUAACCGAGGUCCCCUGGAAGACCUGUAUGCCCUGCACAUCCCCAACUGUGACAAGAGGGGGCAGUAUAACCUCAAACAGUGCAAGAUGUCUCUCCACGGUCAGAGGGGCGAAUGCUGGUGCGUCAGCCCUCACACCGGACGACCUAUCCCAUCAGCCCCCACUGUGAGGGGCGACCCCAACUGCAGCCAGUACCUCACAGAGCAGGAGCUGGAGCUCCCUGACAUGGCCCAGAUGUAGCCUAGUGUGGCAUGAAACAUGAAAAAAAAAUUGUAAAGUACUUGGGAACAAAGAACAUCUGAGUAAGCUAUAUAUUACCUUUCUGUGUUUGUGUCUGUAGUUCAUUUGACGACAGUGAUAUUUGAAAACUUAACCACCAAAAAGGAUUAAAUGAUAGAUUCCAUCUUGCUGAGUAGGAUGUAACUGCAGAUUACUUUUAGGGGGAGCAGUAAACAUAAGACUCCUUCUCGUCAUAGAUAUUCAGUAGACGUCAGCUGGAGUGUCAGUGUCUUCGCUUUACUAAUUGUGACUUUGCUCAGAUUUGCCUCCAUUAUCAGUGUUUUGUACUGUACGUGUUGAAAAAAAGAAAAAAACCUUCAACAUAUUUGGUGUUUUUCGGUGUGUUUUCGUGUCCUAGCUUGCAGACUACUGUUACGCCUCAUGCUAUACUGUAGGCUUUGAGUACACCUGGCUUUUAAUACACAGCAUCAAAGAUGAAAUGUAGUACAUGUUGGCAGUAGCGUGCAUUAAAUGUUCGGCUCUGGGAAGGACAUGACUUUAGACUGCCUAGUGAUUAACAGAUAACGCUAUUAAAAUGAUAAUAAAUUCA
Toxotes jaculatrix (banded archerfish) is the source of this 1511-nucleotide messenger RNA. It is a transcript of the gene igfbp2a, whose product is annotated as insulin-like growth factor binding protein 2a. Bases 41 to 922 code for a protein of 293 amino acids. Gene Ontology annotation, biological process: regulation of insulin-like growth factor receptor signaling pathway. Gene Ontology annotation, cellular component: extracellular region. The record is from RefSeq and is a predicted model, not a curated record. The transcript is spliced from 4 exons. Gene Ontology annotation, molecular function: insulin-like growth factor II binding; insulin-like growth factor I binding. Lineage: Eukaryota; Metazoa; Chordata; Actinopteri; Toxotidae.